This is a messenger RNA of Stegodyphus dumicola, 2233 nucleotides long. RefSeq names its product potassium voltage-gated channel protein Shaw-like. Lineage: Eukaryota; Metazoa; Arthropoda; Arachnida; Araneae; Eresidae. Gene Ontology annotation, biological process: potassium ion transmembrane transport; protein homooligomerization; action potential. Gene Ontology annotation, molecular function: protein binding; delayed rectifier potassium channel activity. The record is from RefSeq and is a predicted model, not a curated record. Gene Ontology annotation, cellular component: neuronal cell body membrane; axon terminus; dendrite membrane.
CUGAAAACCCUUACGUAAGGAAGAUGAUGCUGAAUGUGUCGCCGCAACUCCCAUGACAACUUCUACAUUAUUCUACGUGAAAAAAAAUGAAAAGAGAACACAUAAAAUAAGCAUCAAUUGUUUGUACUAGAGAUUUGUGGUGGCGAUUGGAAACUCAGCAAACGGACAUUUACUUUGGAAUACACUGAACCAUUUGGGCAAAAACCACCAAUAUAAUCUUGUUCUGUCUUUUUGUAGAAUAAGAAAUAUCACUAAUCAUACAAAAGAAUGCAUUUAUUUUCUAAAAUAUAUAAACUCAACAUCUUAGAUCCUUGCAAUGUGGAACGAAGUUUAAUUAAUUCUUGACUUGAAUGACGUUAAUGAAAUUUUUCAUUAUUAACGACGCUAUGCUAGAAGAAUGGAAAAGAAAAGUCACUUGUGCCAUUAAAAUGCAAAUGCGAUCCGCGUCAAAUAAAGACAUAAACGGAUUAGGGAUCAUGAAGUAUGCAUUUUUAAUCCCUCCUACGUAAAACAUAUCCUCAAAAGUUUUGUUGCUAUUGCUUUUUGGAAAACGUUGUUACUAAUAUUUCUCUAAUAUUUAAUAUUCCACUCACUGGAGGAUUAUAUCUUAUUCGGAAAGAAACAUAGUUUCAGAAUAGUUUAUUAAAUUAUUAUCUCUGUUUUAAAAACAUUAACCGCAUCGGUACACAUGCACUUAUUUUCCCUAAGCAUAAAGCCUGAAAUUUUAUUUUUCAAGUCCUUUUAACACUUUAGUAUUUUACACCCAGGGUAAACCCUCUCCACCAUAGCUUGAAAAUAAUAGUUUCCUUAAUAUAUUAUAUGGAGGAUGAACUCCUGACUUCGUGAUUCCGUCCCUACAGGCGUCAAAACAACAGCAUCUGAGCUUUAAAACCACUAGAAGUGACUCUAUGCGCCCAAAAACAUAUACAAGUGUCUUCGCUUCCUGUACGGUUAAAAAAAUACAUCUUACAUUUUAACUAAAAUAUUUACCACAUUUUCAAAUAAAGAAUGCUAUUUUAGCAUAUUUGCUACGCAGUUACUUCAGAACCAGUCAGUUAGUUUUUCUGGACAAACAGACAUCAGCCUUAACAACAGGCGCGACUUUCUACAUUAUUCUUCGCACCAACAUAUCUAAGCAAGCGAUGCCUGCACCAAGGUACUUCUAGACGUAUCGCUGCACAAAAACAUAUCGCAACCGCUCCCUUUGCACCCUACUUACACUACACAUAAUUUUGAAGAAACGAAAUCUGAAAAGUUAACUCAUUAGUCUAAUAAAUGUAGGUAAUAUUUGAUAUCAGAGAUUAAAAAAAGAUUAUUAAGCAUCUAGCCUCAGGUAAAUAUUAAAAAUAUUGUAGUUGUAAAUUGUAGGUGGUAACAUACUCUGCAUACAUGAUAAUAGAUCUGCGUAGAUGAGAAAACCAAAUCUUGUAAGGAUAAAUAGCUAGGUUCUUCAAAAACAAACAAGCAGACAAAAAAUAGAUAAGUUAAUAGUGGUGCUACUCCUAAUAUUAAGCAUGUGACAGAUAUAUAGAUUUGUAAAACCAAAGGUAUGAGCAGUUUAUUAUUAAUUCACCAGAUAAUAGUCCAAAUUUUGCUACAAGUGACUGCAGUAUAGAUAUUAGAAGAAGAAUAAAUAGGUGUCUUUUUAUAUAUGGAGGUGGUGACCGCCCCAAAACGUUUCUGUGUGUUCUCGUGAGGGAAAAUGUACCAGCCGUGUCGAACUGUCAUCGACUGCGAUAACCGCGUCGUGUUGAACAUCGGUGGCAUUCGCUUCGAGACUUACAAAGCCACCCUAAAGAAAAUUCCAGCCACUCGUCUAUCGAGGUUGACCGAAGCCCUCGCUAACUACGAUCCAGUUCUCAACGAGUACUUCUUCGACCGCCAUCCAGGAGUUUUUGCCCAAAUUCUCAAUUAUUAUCGCACCGGAAAACUCCAUUACCCAACAAACGUUUGUGGACCGCUUUUUGAAGAAGAGCUAGAGUUCUGGGGACUGGACGCCAAUCAGGUUGAACCUUGCUGCUGGAUGACGUAUACUGUGCACAGAGAUACUCAAUCUACUCUAGCUAUAUUAGAUAAUUUAGACUUGGAUGCUGAAAAGCCGAGCGAUGAAGAGUUAGCUAGAAAGUUUGGUGUCGAAGAGGAGUAUCUGGCGGGAAAGAUGAGCUGCUGGCAGAGGAUUAAACCGAGAAUAUGGCUUUUAUUUGAUGAACCUGCUUCUUCAAUAGCAGCCAAG